AUGGCCCAUGUAAACGCACCUCCAGAUGGACACUAUCGUGAGGAGUACUUCAUGAGAUGGAAGAGCUUCAGCCUGACCAUCACGGUGAACACGACGCCGCCGCAAGUGGCCGUGUACAGCAAGGCCAUCAAGGUGACCGUGGACGGGCCGCGCGAGCCGCGAUCCAAGACCCGGCAACAGCAGCAGAUCCGCGCCAUCGCGUUCGGACAGCGGCCCUUCCUCGAUGCGACGCCCUUCAACCACUUGCGGGACCUGGAGUAUCGGCGCAAGAGCGGCGACUCAUCUUCGUCCUCGUCGACCGGGUUCAAGGUGCCCGAGCCGUCCACACCGCUGCAAGCGGCACGGUGCCGUGGCAGCGGUAGCGGUCCGCGCGUCGAGGCCAGGCCGGCCCCGGGGCAGUUCGUGCUGGCGGACAGAUUUGUGACGUGUGUCAAUGGCUGCCGCCGCUGUCUCGGCUUUUCACUUGCAAAUGCCGUCAUGUGGCGGGCGCAGGUGGCCCGGCACACGACGCUAUUGUGGCCGCGUCGCACGCGAGACCCGGGCCGGCGCUUUCAUUUCAUUAGGCCGGCGGGCGCGCCACCCCCGGCAGCGCUUCCUCCCCCUCCCCCUCCCGCUCGCUGCCCCAAUUUCACAAACAAUUUGGACCAAUUUGGGCAAACAAUCGGCGGCGGCGGCGGCGCCCUUGCGUGCCGGGCCUCAACAGCUGACAGAGUCGUCCGGGCGCGCACGCCACGGGCCGCGGCAGACGACGGCGUCGCGCCGCGGAAGCCGGUGGCGGCCGGGACGCCUUGUGUUCGCCGCGGCUCAAGGUCUUCCGGAUCACGUCACGUUUUCUGCUACUGUAGCUGA
This is a messenger RNA of Schistocerca piceifrons (Central American locust), 849 nucleotides long. RefSeq lists its product as uncharacterized. The transcript has 4 exons. The coding region runs from base 1 to 849 and encodes 282 amino acids. The record is from RefSeq and is a predicted model, not a curated record. NCBI's taxonomy places the organism in Eukaryota, Metazoa, Arthropoda, Insecta, Orthoptera, Acrididae. Gene Ontology annotation, biological process: regulation of DNA-templated transcription. Gene Ontology annotation, molecular function: DNA-binding transcription factor activity, RNA polymerase II-specific; ATP binding; RNA polymerase II cis-regulatory region sequence-specific DNA binding. Gene Ontology annotation, cellular component: nucleus.